AACCACGUUCUACUUCACGCGAACCACGAGAUGUACGAUCAAGUGACCAGCCAUUUCCGGGAUGAAGUAGGAUGAAAACAUAAGGGAUAGAAAGGCGAUUUCUGUUUGUAAUGUUGGACAGAAGUUAUUGGUAAUGAUGAGUGAAAUAGUCAGUUCUGCUGAAUACAAGAGCUUUAGGAGCACAGUUCCUAUGAAAAAGUUUAUUGUAGAUGAUGACCAAUCUAAGGAAUGGGCCUUAUAUGACGCUGGACCGAGGUCUGUCAGAUGUCCAGUGAUUUGUUUCCCUCCUGCCAGUGGGACUGCUGAUGUGUACUUUCGUCAGAUUCUGGCACUUUCUGCACACGGAUAUAGAGUGAUAGCUGUUGAGUAUCCGGUGUACUGGACCAUGAAAGAAUUCUGUGAUGGCUUCAGGAAGUUACUAGAUCAUCUUCAACUUGACAGAGUUCAUUUGUUUGGAUCAUCACUUGGUGGUUUCUUGGCCCAGAAGUUUACAGAGUAUACAAGUUUAUCUCCUAGAGUUGCAUCACUGAUUUUAUGCAAUUCUUUUUAUGAUACAUCAAUAUUCCAACAGACAAAUUCAGCUCCUACGUUUUGGAUGAUGCCUGCUUUAAUCCUCAAGAAAAUGGUGAUGGGUAACUUUGAGAAGGGACCAUCUGAUCCCAGCAUAUGUGAUUCUGUUGACUUCCUAGUAGAGAAGCUGGAUAACUUGUCUCAGCAGCAGCUGGCUUCUCGUCUCACACUAAACUGUAUGAACUGCUACGUAGAACCACAGAAAGUCUCCACAGUAGCCAUUACUAUAUUGGACGUGUUUGAUGAUUGUGCCUUGUCCUUCUCUGCACGUGAGGAAAUGUACAAAUGUUACCCAGAUGCCAAAAAAGCUCAUCUGAAAUCUGGAGGAAAUUUCCCCUACCUAAGUCGCUGUGAUGAAGUAAACAUUUUUAUACAAGUGUUUGAUGAUUGUGCCUUGUCCUUCUCUGCACGUGAGGAAAUAGACAUGUUCAUGUCUGGUAACUUCAUCAAUCUUUGUGUGACUGCUAGAGACUUGUUCAUGUCUGGUAACUUCAUCAAUCUUUGUGUGACUGCCAGAGACUUGUUCAUGUCUGGUCACUUCAUCAAUCUUUGUGUGACUGCUGGAGACUUGUUCAUGUCUGGUAACUUCAUCAAUCUUUGUGUGACUGCUAGAGACUUGUUCAUGUCUGGUAGCUUUAUCAAUCUUUGUGUGACUGCUAGACACUUGUUCAUGUCUGGUAACUUCAUCAAUCUUUGUGUGACUGCUAGAGACUUGUUCAUGUCUGGUAACUUCAUCAAUCUUUGUGUGACUGCUAGAGACUUGUUCAUGUCUGGUAACUUCAUCAAUCUUUGUGUGACUGCUAGAGACUUGUUCAUGUCUGGUAACUUCAUCAAUCUUUGUGUGACUGCUAGAGACUUGUUCAUGUCUGGUAACUUCAUCAAUCUUUGUGUGACUGCUAGAGACUUGUUCAUGUCUGGUAACUUCAUCAAUCUUUGUGUGACUGCUAGAGACUUGUUCAUGUCUGGUAACUUCAUCAAUCUUUGUGUGACUGCUAGAGACUUGUUCAUGUCUGGUAACUUCAUCAAUCUUUGUGUGACUGCUAGAGACUUGUUCAUGUCUGGUAACUUCAUCAAUCUUUGUGUGACUGCUAGAGACUUGUUCAUGUCUGGUAACUUCAUCAAUCUUUGUGUGACUGCUAGAGACUUGUUCAUGUCUGGUAACUUCAUCAAUCUUUGUGUGACUGCUAGAGACUUGUUCAUGUCUGGUAACUUCAUCAAUCUUUGUGUGACUGCUAGAGACUUGUUCAUGUCUGGUAACUUCAUCAAUCUUUGUGUGACUGCUAGAGACUUGUUCAUGUCUGGUAACUUCAUCAAUCUUUGUGUGACUGCUAGAGACUUGUUCAUGUCUGGUAACUUCAUCAAUCUUUGUGUGACUGCUAGAGACUUGUUCAUGUCUGGUAACUUCAUCAAUCUUUGUGUGACUGCUAGAGACUUGUUCAUGUCUGGUAACUUCAUCAAUCUUUGUGUGACUGCUAGAGACUUGUUCAUGUCUGGUAACUUCAUCAAUCUUUGUGUGACUGCUAGAGACUUGUUCAUGUCUGGUAACUUCAUCAAUCUUUGUGUGACUGCUAGAGACUUGUUCAUGUCUGGUAACUUCAUCAAUCUUUGUGUGACUGCUAGAGACUUGUUCAUGUCUGGUAACUUCAUCAAUCUUUGUGUGACUGCUAGAGACUUGUUCAUGUCUGGUAACUUCAUCAAUCUUUGUGUGACUGCUAGAGACUUGUUCAUGUCUGGUAACUUCAUCAAUCUUUGUGUGACUGCUAGAGACUUGUUCAUGUCUGGUAACUUCAUCAAUCUUUGUGUGACUGCUAGAGACUUGUUCAUGUCUGGUAACUUCAUCAAUCUUUGUGUGACUGCUAGAGACUUGUUCAUGUCUGGUAACUUCAUCAAUCUUUGUGUGACUGCUAGAGACUUGUUCAUGUCUGGUAACUUCAUCAAUCUUUGUGUGACUGCUAGAGACUUGUUCAUGUCUGGUAACUUCAUCAAUCUUUGUGUGACUGCUAGAGACUUGUUCAUGUCUGGUAACUUCAUCAAUCUUUGUGUGACUGCUAGAGACUUGUUCAUGUCUGGUAACUUCAUCAAUCUUUGUGUGACUGCUAGAGACUUGUUCAUGUCUGGUAACUUCAUCAAUCUUUGUGUGACUGCUAGAGACUUGUUCAUGUCUGGUAACUUCAUCAAUCUUUGUGUGACUGCUAGAGACUUGUUCAUGUCUGGUAACUUCAUCAAUCUUUGUGUGACUGCCAGAGACUUGUUCAUGUCUGGUAACUUCAUCAAUCUUUGUGUGACUGCCAGAGACUUGUUCAUGUCUGGUAACUUCAUCAAUCUAUGUGUGACUGCCAGAGACUUGUUAAUGUCUGUUAACUUCAUCAAUAUAUGUGUGACUGCUAGACACUUGUUCAUGUCUGGUAACUUCAUCAAUCUUUGUGUGACUGCUAGACACUUGUUCAUGUCUGGUAACUUCAUCAAUCUUUGUGUGACUGCCAGAGACUUGUUCAUGUCUGGUAACUUCAUCAAUCUUUGUGUGACUGCCAGAGACUUGUUCAUGUCUGAUUCACCUGAAGCAGUUUCAGGGGACGCGUCACAGUGCCAGCGACAGUGUCCUGUUGACAGACGAGGACGAUUCCUCGAGGGAACAGUUAUGAACAAGAAAUGUGGUGUGAACUUUGACGAGCUCACAGGGACCAAAUUGAAAUCUCUCAUGCAUUAUGACGACUCCGGAGAGGCUUGGAUAUCGUUGCCUCAUGUCGAUGUUGAACCCAUUGUAAGAGGUAUUGGCUGUAUGACUUGCUGCAAUGCUCGACAAAAUGUUCGUGUUUCACCAGCACCUGACACUAAUCAAGAUAUUAUUGAGUUUCGAAAAGGACGUUACCUGAGGAUUCAGCAUUUUAAUAAACGAAAGAGAGAUGGGAAAUUUGAAAAGGAAAUGCAGAUGUUCAUGCAAUACAAACGAACAGGGAUGCUCCCAAACCUCGCCACACAUUUAAGUAUACGACGGACCACUAGUGACAAAGCGUCCACCCAUUCCACGCCUGACAAAGGUACUGGUAGUGAUCAGGUGUUCCUUCCUCAUGUGCCCAAAGAUGAACCAAUUGAUGCAAUAAACAGUCUUCCUAAUGGCCACACGACCAGCGAGCGGCCAUUGACAGAGAAAAGUAUAACUAGUACUUGUACCAUGCAGACACCCAGUAGAGGUAUUUCUCAGACAUCCUAUGCAGAAACCCAGAGUGUCAUGUCCACAUCAAAUGUAACUAUAGCUAUGGACCAUCAAGGAAAACGAAUAGAUCUAGGACACAUCAAUAAGACAAAUGAACCUACUAUAGACGAAGGCAGAGAGCCGGACACUUCCCGUGGUAAACAAAGUCGGGCAUUACACUCUCAAGCUGCAAGUAAAUUCAGCCGAAAAGAUCAGAUGCAAACUGAUGAUAUAGAUACUAGUAUGGUACUGUUCUUCAUUCAUGGUGUCGGUGGAUCGUCUGAUGUAUGGAAGUCACAGAUCGAUUAUUUUGCUUCCCUUGGGUAUGAGAUUGUGUGCCCUGACAUGAUUGGUCAUGGGCUGAGCUGUGCCCCAGACAGACAACAAGCCUACCAUUUUGAUGAGAUUCUUGCAGACAUCGAUGAAAUCUUUGACAAAUAUUGUAAAAGGAAGAAUGUUAUUGUUGGGCAUUCCUAUGGGUGUGCGUUUGCCACAGUGCUGGCCCGUCAACGUUCUAGUCGUGUCCACAGACUGGUCUUAGUGAGUGGUGGAGGACCUAACCCACUGGCACCCCAGCCUGGUGUCUUCUCGCUACCUCUGUGUAUGCUUUCCUGUAUCAAGCCAUGUCUUUCCUGUUGCUUUCAAAGGAGAGCUUUUAAGGGAGGUUCUAAUUUACCAGUAUCGAGGCAAACAACUUUUGACAUUCCAACAUACGUUCUAAGUUACAUCAUGAAUGGUCAGUUUUGGCCGGACGGUGAUGACAUGUACCACAGCUGGAUAGCGGUCAGCACUCUCCUGGUAUAUGGCCGCCAUGACAUAUUUGUCAGUCUGCAGGAGGAAGAGGAAAUGAACAAGGUAAUCUAUGGUUCCCAGCUGGAGGUAGUUGACCAUGCAGGACACAUGGUGAUGAUAGAAACCCCGGACGUGUUCAAUCAGAUAGUACAUAAGUUUAUUGAUGAGAGCUGGGCUCCACCAACCUCUAGUCAGCAGGCUCCAAGCACAGAAACUGAUGAGGGGUCAAGUCCGAUGCCAGAGAGAAGUCAUACUCCUCCUACUGAACGGUUACCAAGCAGAGCGAGCCAUCUGUCUAUAAGGUCUGCAAAGUCCACCAAAUCCACCAAGUCCAUGCCUAGAGUAAUGUUGUCUGGGAGGACCUAGUCGGAAACAUUACUCACAAGGAGUUUGUUGGAGCUAUUUUGACAUUGCAGGUUAACUUUGUCAUACCAGUAUAUAUUAUUACAAAUCUGGAUAUUCAACUUCCAAUGCUUCUACCUUUUGACAAGUCCUCUUCAAUAUGUUGUGAAAAAGGUGUUGACACCAGUAUUUUUGUUAUCGUUUUACUGUUUGUAGAUUUUGUAUUGACUGUAGAUAGCCUUUGUUGCAAGUAUAUCGACAUUUAAUGUGAUGUUUAGACUGUGAUAAUUACCCACCCGACAGUUUUCUGUCUGUUACACCUUAGAGAAAAUUAUAUUUUAUAUUUACUGUAAUUGUGAUCAGUACUAAAUGUUUUGUGCAUGAACCCUGUAAUAGUAUCACUUGACAACUGUGUUAUAGUAUCACAUGACCACUGUGUAAUAUAGUACACAUCAUGACUAUCACAUGACCUCAGUCUGUGUUAUAGUAUCACAUGACUACUGGGUUAUGGAAUCACAUGACCUCAGUCUGUGUUAUAGUAUCACAUGACUACAGGGUUAUGGAAUCACAUGACUAUCACAUGACCUCAGUCUGUGUUAUAGUAUCACAUGACUACAGGGUUAUGGAAUCACAUGACUAUCACAUGACCCGUCUGUGUUAUGGUAUCACACGAUACUGUGUUACAUUUAAAUCCCUGUAAUAUCAAAGAUCUGUAAGUACAGUAUCUGUUAGUGAAACUGUGUAGGACCACCUGACCGGGACUCCUAUAUGGAUUUGUGUUAAGAGGAUAUCACAUAAGUCCUGUGCUAGUAUAAUAUAUAUAAUUUAUAUAACGCCAGUGCUGUGCAUUGAAUAUACCCCUUAUAUGAUAUCCCCAUAUUUUUGUCACAUGUUUCUUGUGUAACAUUAGAUAGUUCAAUUUUGACAUCAUGAUUGCCAUAAAACAACAGACUUGUCAUCAUAGAAUUCAAGAUUGCAUCAUUGGUACCCUGAUGGUGGUCAGAUUAAAUAUGAUUUCCAGAAUAUUUGCAUAAACUGAUUAAAUGGUAAAAAGAUCAUAAAACUCUUCCCACUUUAUACAAGAUUGAUGAAACUAGUUUAGCUUGACAAUAUCUCACUAAAAUUGAAAGUGAUGAACUCUGAUCAUACAUGUUUAAUAUCUCAAAUGUUUGAGCCAUAUAUCAGUAAGUUUCGGGGUGUAAACCCCAGUAUUAUAUACAUGUGUACAUUUCAUUAUGAGCAUGGUACAUAGCUGAUAGAAAGUAUCUAAAUUUUGAUCAGGAAAAUUUGAACCUGAACUCUAAGGAAUUUAAGAUUAAUAACAAAUUUUCACUUAAUACACAAUGUCUAUAUGCUCUUUAUAUUUGAGAUGUUUGUUUAGUGAGAAAGUUGAUUUAUUGUUUAUGCAAACAAAGUGCUUGGAUAUUAUUUGCUGUUGAAUAUCUUUAAAAGUAUGAUCAUAUUAUUACAGUACCAAAUCUACAAUUCAGUUAAAGUAUUAUAUAAAGAAGUUGGUACCGUAAUACAAGUUAUGUGACCAACAUUAACGCACACAAACAACAAAAUCUUCAUAAUAGCCCAGCGUUAAGAUAUCUAUACACAGUAUAAAUACAGUGCUGUUAGUACUUACUUGUUGUGUUUCCUAGUCCAAGACAUGUAUAGAAAUUGUUUCGCCACUGAUACUGUGAUCGAAUGUUUUAUAAGUAAUAUAAUCAAUGUUUAUUUAAGGGUUGUGAUAUAAUUUGUUAUUUAUUUGAAAGUUCCUGGGUAAGAAAUCUGCUUUUCAGAUCAAAGGUUAUUUUAUCUCGGGUGAAAACGUUAACUUCAAAUAAUUCAGUGUAUUUUAAUCUUAAGACGCAUUAUAAAACUCUCUCAUUUCUUUUCUCAUUUUAAAUCAGUUUUAGGGUAAACCCUGCAAAAAAGUUGAUACCUAGUUUCAUUUUUAUGAAGACUACUUGCUUUUAGCAUCAAAAGAAUAGUCUAGAAUCACUGUGUCAUCAGAUUGAUUUAAUUUUAACAACGAAUUCAGAAAGAUCGGUUAUGAUAGGUGACCUGUGUAAACAUCAGACAACUUUAUAAACUCAUAUAAAGCAGACCAAAUUUUUUUGAAAGUUUUAUUUUUAGUGGUACACUUAUCAUGUAUGUAUUUUGUGUUUUUUUUCUUAUAUACAUUUAACUUUUUUUUUUAUGGAAUAUAUAUUUUUUACUUCCUUUUUGUACAUUUAAGUGUUUGAUUUGCAUCAAUGUUGAAACAGAACAGAAUCUCUGAGCGAUGUAGAAUUUUGAUAGAGAUAUAUGAGAACUGACCUUACUGUGAUACAGUAAGCAGACUUGUUUUUCAGGCUGUUUACAGUAACAUGUACAAACUGUUGUGUAGACGUACAUUUUACAAUAUAAAUAAUACUUUCAGGAAACUAAUUUCCAGGAAAUCCACUAAACAUAUGUCAGUUACUUUUGAGAAGUAAGUAAAUGUCUGGGUGACAAGCUGUAAUACCUGAUGUGACAAUCUUAGCUGAUUAAUGGAUGUUACAUUUGCCACAUAUGUAUGGAGGCACGGUAGUGUAGUGGUAGGACGCCAGGCUAGUGACGACGGGUUUGAGUCACGUCACGCACACACUAUGUUGUAUCUUUUAACAAGAUACUUUACUCCACUUCUGCUCAGCUGUAAAUAAGUACGUGGUUGGGCAGUGCUGGAAUUGUUGAUAGCUAGCUGUGAGCGCAAAAAUAGCAGCCACGGCUGUAUUGGCUGGUUGCAAAGGCCCUAUAACUACAGAUAUUAAUUUGUGAACCGCUUUGAGACGACCUAUCAACUAGGUUGUGAUAAAGCGGUACAUAAGAAACUCAAAUUAUUAUUAUGUGCUGUUGAUGUAAGGAAAUACGAUUCUUUGUUUCUCUGAGAUUAAUCAUGUAUCACAAUGGAAAAAACUAAGUGAAACAUGAUUAAUCAAAGAAAGAUAAAAUAUCCUGUUUUCCUACAACAAGGACAAUAACAAUGCAGUUAGUAACACCGAUCAGGAUGUCACAUCAUUGGCGUCAGCUUCAGUCACUCAGAACUAGGUUGUGGUGACUUGUGCCUGCUUCUCUAGGGAAACUCUGAUAAAGGAGAUCUGAGUGGGGAAACAUUAUCAUGUAAGGUGACACAAUGUUUUAUUCCCCCGCCAUGUGAUCAAUACAAUUCAGUCAGACAAGUUGCUUUGUAGAUGAGGUAUAAUAAUAUGUUUGGACAUAAGUUAUCACUGAUGGUACGGUUCUGAAGAAACAAUUCCUCUUACCAUAUUACCAUAUUUGCCUUUUGAUAUUGUUAUUGAAAAUCAAAGCGAAAUAUACCUAUGCAUAUGUUAGAGUAGUAAUGAUAGAUGUAGUUAUUACCUAGAGGUGGGGUUAUAGAUACUGGGGCUGUCGGAAUGUAUAUACAUCUGUAAGCAAAAAUAUGCAUGUGAUACAAUUUAGAUAUGAGGUUUCUAUGUUAACGAACAGAUUGUAUGGUAUGUAGACUACACAAUGUUAACAGAACUCUGUUUAUACAGAGAGUUAUGUAUGUCAGUAGUGGGUACAACACCAUUGUUGAGGACCGUGUCUCGUAGAUUUGUUACUGAUGUAUUUUCUGUUGAAAUAUUUAAGAUACCGGUAAGUGUUUUGGUUUCAGAAAAUGUUAUUGUAUAGGUCUUGAAGAUGGGGUUAUGGUUCCUUUUCACUUUUAAGUACAAAUUCAUCACCUUUAAGUACAAAUUCAGUGAUCAAGUUAAGUACUGAUAUAUAAUUUGUUUUCAUUUGACAGUAAUAAUUGUGUUGUGAUUCAGUGAAGAAACACUACACUAGUUGGAAAAUCUUGGUCUUUUCACAAAUUCAGGUUAUCAGUGAUAAGUGAUGAGUAUCGAAUACAGAAAAUUUGACAACACAUGUGUGUAACCAAUCAUACCUAUACACACUUAGUCUUGGAACAGAAUAGUGAGUUUCAUUUUAAAAUAGAAGACAGUUAGGUAUUUCCCUGAUAACUUGACAACUAAAUUAAGCUUUCCUCUAAAGAUACUGUCUGUGUUUUGUCUGAAAUAAUUAGUAGAUUGCAGUCAACCUGACAGACCACAGCUUGGAUUGUUUAUAACUGAACUAUUUAGAGGUUUAUUGAUUUAGCACUGUUGACAGGUAAGAUGGGAGUUACCAGGAUGUAAACCCCAGAGGAAAAUAAUCAGACAAUCCAGGUUAAUAAACCAAUAUUUCUCAAUGAUUGUGAUAAUCAAAAAGGGUAUUCAGAGUGAAAGUCAGGAGAUAUUGAGCAUUACAUGGAAAGCUGACAUAGUCUAUAGAUAAUGUGAUAAAAAAUCCAGAAAAUCAUCGACAUUUCCAUCAUUAUGGAAUAUUUAGUAGAUUGUAGAUUAUUAUUUUAUCAAUUACAUUCUGUAUACAAUGUGUGACUAAUGGAAAUGUUACCUGGUAACUGAAGUAAAAUCCAUCACUGAUGAGUUCAAAAUGAAGCUUUAUUUACUGUGAUAUUGGUACUAUAAUGGUAAUGUCUUCGUAGGAUAAUUCAUUUUGAGUAUUAAAAUUUCAGCGCAGACUAGAUGUGAACACCUAUAUACACACCAAUGAUUUGUAUUCCUUGAUCAUUUUGUCCAGAUAUUUGCUUGCUAAGGUAGUGUCUACAAUAAUUUCACAAAACUGGACUUGAUGUUUCAUUUCUCCUGUAUUAAUAAUUAAACUUUUCCACCUUUUUUCUUAACUUUCUCACUUUAAUUAAUGUAUAAAGAUCACCAAGAUAGCAGUGUAUGCAUUCUCGAUCUGCUUUCACAUGUAAUCGUAUAUUUAUCCUUUAAAUAAUGUCAUGUCUAUGACAAUUGAAGUUUAUCAUAGGCUGGGUUCAAAAGUAAUUAUUUUUUAAGAUAAUUAAAAUAAUAUACACAAAUACAUGAUUUGGAGCUUUAAAGUAGAUUUUUACGAGUGCUUAUUACUUGGAUGUCCGAUGGAAACCCAUGCACAUACAGUAAAUAAAGGAUGCUCACAUAUUUUUUUACACAGGGCUUGCAUUAACGAUCACCAAGUUGUUGGUUACAAUGGAUGGUUGUAUGUAAUACCGGUAUUUUAAUAAAUUAUAUGAUUUUAUAUUUGUUUUUAUUUUUCUGUCUAGAAGAGUAGCAUUACAGACACUUGUUCAGAUUUGGCGACAAAAAAUUCAGUGUGGCGUUAUUUUUUGGUAACACAAUUUUUAUCUAUUUUAAAAUGAUUUAAAUCGGUAAUCUGUGGUCAAUACUUUAAUGAAGGACCAUAAUUUACCUGUAAACAAUAAAACAUGAAAUCCAAUAAGAUGAAAAUACUUUACUUUUAUAUAAAUGCAUUUUUU
Molecule: messenger RNA, 10232 nt
Organism: Mizuhopecten yessoensis (Yesso scallop)
Lineage: Eukaryota; Metazoa; Mollusca; Bivalvia; Pectinida; Pectinidae
Exons: 16
Coding region: 134-4921 (1595 amino acids)
Molecular function (GO): catalytic activity
Source: RefSeq, a predicted model, not a curated record